Molecule: messenger RNA, 2812 nt
Organism: Diaporthe batatas
Lineage: Eukaryota; Fungi; Ascomycota; Sordariomycetes; Diaporthales; Diaporthaceae
Exons: 3
Coding region: 639-2642 (667 amino acids)
Biological process (GO): monoatomic anion transport; transmembrane transport; borate transport
Cellular component (GO): fungal-type vacuole; plasma membrane
Molecular function (GO): borate efflux transmembrane transporter activity; solute:inorganic anion antiporter activity
Source: RefSeq, a predicted model, not a curated record
CUCAGGAUCUGGACGCCGCGACGGUACUAACCUAAUCUAGGUACCUACCUAUUCUCGACCACAACAAACAGAUGGUAUCUGAACACAACUCGCCUCGCUUGGCGGUGAUAUUACACAGUACUUUAUUACUUGCUGCCCCUCAGGUAUAUGAAUCAUCGGUCGACUGAGAGAGAAGUUGAAGCUGCUCACACCGCAUGCCUCUCCUUGCCAACCGGCCAGCCAGGACUCGGACCAAGAAACCACGCGUGUGGUCCCAAGGUACUUCAAGUCCGCGGCGAUCUCCGUACUAGUCCCCUCCUCCUCCUCCUGCUGCAAAAGAACUACCCUCUGCUCUUAAGCGGCUAACUACCGCUAACUCCUUUGAGAUGCCGUCAUCCCCAAGUUUUUCUCUAGAACCCUGGUCCCUCUAGCUGAAUGUUUUCUUAUAAGUCGCCUCUUUAGUCCUUUUCGCAAAGCCAAAGGCUUCGACCGGGUACUACCCGCGGCCAACUCCCGACAGGCGAAGCUACUUUUUUUUCUCCAGGGGCCAAGUUGUGAGGAGGCCAUUGUUCGACAUGUCACUGUUAUUAACGAACCUGUUCAUCCUCCCCUGAGUUUAUCCAUCCCGUUAUCAUAUCGUUGCAUUGUCCUCAGCCACAAUGGCCCGAGGCAGCCCCUCCGACCUCCGGGACAAGUCACCUUCCGAUCCCCGGUCAGGAGCCGAACCCGGGGCCGUGGCUUCGCCGGACCACACCGGCUCUGGGUCCAACAUGCCGCCCACCUCCCUUCAGAAGACUGCAUCACGAGCCUCGGCGGCACGGUCACACUCUGGCUCAACUGCCCGCACUCCAAAAUGGUGGAAGAUCCGCCUGUUCAAGGGCAUGGUCGGCGACCUGCGCCGCCGCGCCCCCUACUACUGGAGUGACUGGAAGGACGCCUGGGACUACCGUGUUGUUCCUGCCACUGUCUAUAUGUAUUUUGCAAACAUCCUCCCAGCCCUGGCCUUCUCCCUGGACAUGUUCACCCGCACCCACUCGCAGUACGGGGUCAAUGAGGUACUGCUGGCCUCGGUCCUCGGCUCCGUCGUCUUCUCCGUCCUCGCCUGCCAGCCGCUCGUCAUCGUGGGCGUGACGGGGCCCAUCACCGUCUUCAAUUACACCGUGUACGACAUCAUGGUGCCCACCGGGGUCAACUACCUGGCCUUCAUGUGCUGGAUCGGUCUGUGGGCCCUCGUCAUGCACUGGAUCCUCGCCGUCACCAACUCGUGCAACUGGCUGCGCUACGUCACCCGCUUCCCAUGCGACAUCUUCGGCUUCUACGUCGCCUUCAUCUACCUCCAGAAGGGCGUCCAGAUCCUCACCCUGCUCGGCGACCGCGAGCCCUUCUACCUGAGCGUCAUGGCCGCCAUGCUGGUCUUCUUCAUCGCCUACGCCUGCGGCCAGCUGGGCGCCAGCUCGCUCUUUAACCACUACGUCAGGGUCUUUCUCAAGGACUACGGGACCCCGCUGACCGUCGUCUUUUUCACCGGUUUCGUGCACAUCGGCAGGAUGAAGCAGGUGGACCUCGACAGCCUCCCCACGAGCGCCGCCUUCUUUCCCACCCAAGAUAGGGGCUGGCUCGUCCACUUCUGGGACAUCAGGGUGGCCGACGUGUUUCUCGCCAUACCCUUUGCGUUGCUGCUGACCAUCCUGUUCUGGUUCGAUCACAAUGUAUCAUCCCUCAUCGCCCAGGGCACCGAGUUCCCACUCAGAAAACCACCCGGCUUCCACUGGGACAUCUUCCUACUGGGCCUGACCACCGGCGUCGCCGGUCUUCUCGGCAUCCCCUUCCCCAACGGCCUCAUCCCGCAGGCGCCCUUCCACACGGAGUCCCUGUGCGUCACCAAGGUCGUCCACAGCGACAGCGGCGAGAACUCGGCCGGCGCCGGCGCCGACGACGAGGGCGGCGACAGGAAGGGCCACUGGGAGCUGCGGCGCACGCACGUGGUGGAGCAGCGCGUGUCGAACCUGGCGCAGGGCCUGCUGACGCUGGGCACCAUGACGGGCCCGCUGCUGGUGGUGCUGCACCUGAUCCCGCAGGGCGUGCUGGCGGGGCUCUUCUUCAUCAUGGGGUACCAGGCCCUCGAGGGCAACGGCGUCACGGCCAAGAUCCUGUUCCUCCUGCGCGACUCGGAGCUGACGCCGUCCGCCAGCCCGCUGCGCCGCGUCCGCCGCCGCUCGCGCGUCUGGCUCUUCGUCGGGCUCGCGCUGCUGGGCUUCGGCGCCACCUUCGCCAUCACGCAGACCGUCGCCGCCGUCGGGUUCCCCGUCUUCAUCAUCGCGCUCAUCCCCGCGCGCGCGCUGCUGCUGCCGCGCCUGUUCACGCCGCAGGAGCUCGCGGUCCUCGACGCGCCGACCGCCAGCCCGUUCACCAUGGAGAGCGUGGGCGGCACGUACGGCGGGGACACCCCCGACGUGGACGACGAGGGCGACGAUGCGGCGUCGUUUGCCGCUGCGGACGACGACGGGCAGAAUGGGAGCAGCGGUGCCUUGUUCGGGGGCCGGGAUGGGGGUGCUGAGGGUGGCGGCUUGGGACGGAGGAAGAGCGAGGCCGAGCUUGCUGAGCUGGGGGAGAGCAUGCGGAUGAGGAGGAGGAACAGUGGUGUUUUUGAAGGAGAGAAAUGAGAUGGUGCGUCUGUUGAGAAGGCGAUGUAAUGGGCAUAAAUGAAAUGGGUCAAGCUGGGGGGGGGGUUCUAAAUGGGCUUCGGUAAAGGCAUUUGCCAUUGGGCAACAGCACAUGUUCGGGGUUAUAUAUAAUGCAUAGAUGAACAUAAAUUGUAAUGUCAAGUCACGCA